CAUGGCUGCGUAUACGACGGCGCCAUAACAGGGAAGGAGGAGGGAGAAGAGAGGGAGAGGGAGAGACACAGAGAGGAGGAGGGUGCGGAGGGAAGAACAAGGACAGAGGAUCAUAGGCAGGUCUCUUCCUCUUGAGGACUGUCUGUGUCUGGACUCCAAAGGAUCGCCGCCAGGAAUUUUGUUUAGGAGAGAUAUCACGAGAUAUCAAUGCAAAGUUUUCAAAGACAGGCUAUCAGCUUGCAGUUGGAGUGAAGAAGAAGAUCCGACGACAGGGAAGAGGAGACCUCUCACAGCCCGAGGCCCCUGAUAACCUGAUACUAGCACAUCAGAGUCUCUUUGUAACGGAACAGCACUGUUUCAGAUUAACCUGAGCGUUCUCAGAGCUCUUGCAGCAUGAAGCUACUUGUAUCAAUACUUGCAUUACUGUACAUAACAAACAGCGCGGCUAUUCAGCUGUGCUCAAGUCCUGGUGAAAUCUACAACUACAUGCACCAGAACUGCAGCGAAUACGCAGCCCCAGUGAUUGGCACUGUAGGGCAGGACCUGCAGUAUCCGAACAACCAUGAGUUCGAUCUCCCACAGGGAGGUGUUCUGAUUAUCCGCCUGUACUCGGUGCUUGUCCUCAGCAGCUUCUCUAACAGCCUUCAGUUUGCCAUCACAGAAAGGACAGGCCAGCCUGAGUUCUCCCAAUUCAUCAACGGCUGGCUGAUGAUGGACGGGAGCAAGUAUGUUCCGGGGCAGGUUUACUAUGUGUGCUCGGAGACGACUAUCCCGAACUACAACACCUCCCUGUACAAUCCUAUCGAGACAUGCGCUACUGUCAAGAUCAAAGGCUUCGUUCCUCUCCUUGUGGACCCAACUCCGUCGAAUGGUUCGGUUGCAACGGCGUAUGCGGGCCAGGCGAUCAACCUGAGGUUUGCGGUGAACACGUCGGUGAUAGGAGGUUGCGACUACAUUGUCAACCAGUCUCAGUGCUCGGUGAUUGAGCAGGGAUCGGCCUGUGCUUGUCAAGAGAACUGCACUGGAGAUUGCAAGUGUUUGCAAUAUUGCGCACCAGGACCACUUCCUUUGCUGACUGUUGUCCCUGGAAUGAGCAGUCCGAUGACAAGCUCUGGUCUACCUCAGAGCAGUUCAUGGGCCCUUGAAAGUUCUUCUCCUCUUGACCGCCCACAAGUGUGGAGAUUCUCCUGGACUCCAUCGGCAUUGGACAGGUCUGCUGCUCCGGUCCGUAUGUGUUUCAGGGCCUCCCUGAGCAAGACUGCGGUCGCUUCGAAUGGUCAGACCCUCUUGCUAUGCGUUGGCA
Molecule: messenger RNA, 1303 nt
Organism: Guillardia theta CCMP2712
Lineage: Eukaryota; Cryptophyceae; Pyrenomonadales; Geminigeraceae
Exons: 5
Source: RefSeq, a predicted model, not a curated record